UGAUCACCUCCGAACAAAGAUGGCGGACACCAUGGUCGAAAGGAUCCUACACCUCACCCUGGAGAUCAUCUACCUGCUGACCGGAGAGAGAUGUCCUCUUCUGAAGUCAGGUGAUCAUAUGACCAUAACAGUGCCUCCAUGUGACUCCCUAAACCCUGAGAGACACAACAUGCAGAAGAUUCUAGAAGUCACCAAGAAGAUGAUGGAGCUGCUGACAGGAGAGGUCGGUCUGGAAGGAGAUGUGAUGGACGAUCGGCAGUCCCUCUCGUCAUUUGAUCCUCCUGAAGAAGCAACACCUGAUGAGGGAUCUCCGUUCUGUAAAGAAGGGCCCCUGGAAGAACGGAACCGUCCCCACACUGACUUCCCUCCACCCACCGACCUCACCCAGCAUGUAUCUGUUGGUAUCAAGGAGGAACCAGAUUCAUGUCCAGGUGAACUGGUAAUCAGUCAUAUUAUGGAGGCUCCUCUCUUACCUGAGAAGGAAAGUCUUCUACACACCGAGGUCUCGAUGGCUGGAGAUCUCCUACACCUCAAUGUGUUUUCACACCAUACAUCUACUCACGUUAAAGAGGAACUCUUUACUUCUGAUGAAGGACCUCUAGAAGAACUUGAUGUUCCUGCACAAUGUCCAUCAGCUCUUGUUCCUCAGGAGGCCUCCUUGGAAGGUGAAUUGACGGAAGGAGAGGUGAUUUGCUUUAAGUGGAACGUUGUUGGCCUUCAGGAAGAUGACAAAGAAAAAGGACAGAGACAGAUCCUCCCUAAGCCUGGUCACAAUGCUGUGAAUGGAAAGCAGUUUUCCUGCACCGAGUGUGGGAAGUCUUGCCGGAGCAACGCAGACCUUAUCCAGCACAGCCGGGUCCACUCAGGGGAGAGACCUUUCCAGUGUUCAGAGUGUGGGAAACGUUUCAGCCAACAGUCCACCUUAACCAUGCACCACAGGAUCCAUACGGGGCAGAAACCUUACACAUGCACAGAGUGCGGGAAGUGCUUCACCAGCAGGUCCGACCUGACCAAACACAGCAGGUCCCACACCGGACACAAACCAUAUUCAUGUCCUGAGUGCGGGAAAUUUUUUUUCCUCCAGUUCUCACUUCUUCAGGCACAAGAAGAUGCACAUCGGGGACAAACAGUUCAUCUGCUCUGAGUGCGGGAAGAGUUUUCUGACUCGGUCAGAGAUGGUGAUCCAUCAGAGGAUUCAUACGGGAGAAAGGCCGUAUCCUUGCUCUGAAUGUGGCAAAUGUUUCAUCAGCAGCUCUGACCUGGUCAAGCACCAGAGGAGUCACACCGGACUCAAGCCGCACAUCUGCCCCGAAUGCGGCAAAAGUUACGUCAGCCGCUCCGUCCUCACCCGCCACCAGAAGAUCCACCGGGUGGAGAAACGCUUCUUCUGUGCCAAGUGCGGGAUGGGCUUUGUCAGAACGGGGAAGUUUUUGGCCCAUGUCAAAUCCCAUUACCACCCUCGGACGUUGUCACCGCCUCCUAGCUGA
This is a messenger RNA of Staurois parvus, 1487 nucleotides long. NCBI's taxonomy places the organism in Eukaryota, Metazoa, Chordata, Amphibia, Anura, Ranidae. The record is from the annotation of a GenBank genome assembly.